CUACGCUUUGUGACGUUCCUAGUCUCCGUCAGAGGAUUCCAAGUACCUGGCAGACCUGAGGAGGCUCUUUUCCGUCCUCGCCCUGGACCCUCCUUCUCUGCAGCGCCCCCCGAGUCGGGGGCCCCGGACGCCAGGGCUGAGGAGGCGGCCUCUAGGUCCAAUCAGACUUUUUCCCUCGGCUUCCUCUCCAGGAUUCAACCAGGACUUUCCAAAAGUUGCGGCGGGGCCUUCCGAUCCCCUCGGCCAUCUCCCAAACCUGGCCAGGCUGACAGGACCAGCAAGGAUUCUCUACAGCUUGACAUUCAGAAACUCAAGGAGAAGAAGGACAUGUUGGACAAGGAGAUCUCCCAACUAUUAUCAGAAGGCUACAGUGUAGAUGAACUGGAAGACCACAUCUCCCAGCUCCACGAGUAUAAUGACAUCAAGGAUGCGGCCCAGAUGCUGCUGGGAAGACUAGUACCCACUAUCCGGAGAUCUGAGCCAGGGCACAGGCACCUGGAGGAUCUGGAGCAGGCAGCCUACCGUCUUUCAUUCAUUCACUGUGAUCCGAGGUGUCACCACCAAGGAGUUGUAUCCAGAAUUUGGCCUAGACAUGAAUGACUGAGCUCACAGCCCUUUGUCCACGGCCCACUGGGACAGGCAGAUGCGGACAUGAGAAGAAGCAGUGAAAGCCCAACCAGCGAACCCACAGGCUUUCCAGCAAGAAAACAUCAAAAGCUCUUUUUCUAGAGAGCCCAAGCCGAGUCAGGAGGGAGCCCAGCUCCAAGGUUCCCGAAACAUUCUAAUGAUACCUGUGUAUGUGUAUGUGUAUCCUGUUUAUAAAUAAACAUGAGUGAUUUUGGUUCAAA
Molecule: messenger RNA, 848 nt
Organism: Bubalus bubalis (water buffalo)
Lineage: Eukaryota; Metazoa; Chordata; Mammalia; Artiodactyla; Bovidae
Gene: SWI5
Product: SWI5 homologous recombination repair protein
Exons: 7
Biological process (GO): double-strand break repair via homologous recombination
Cellular component (GO): Swi5-Swi2 complex; Swi5-Sfr1 complex
Source: RefSeq, a predicted model, not a curated record